AUGUCCGGUGGAAGCGGCGUUCCUCUGUCGGAUCGAAUAAACGUGGAAAGAAACAAGCUGGACGAGAGCAUCAGAGACUACUGUUUACCAUCCACGAGUGAAGCCAGCAUAUUGCCGCAGUCUUUGAUGGUAACAACAAAUGUUGCUGGACUUACCGCAGUGCAUGAAAUGCGGGGCGAUCAUGCUGAAACGAACGGAGGCGAUAUUGAGCCGGAUCUAGCUUACUUUCCAUGCAUUGAAAAGGAUUGCAAAUACAUAGCGCCAAACGCCGCAGCACUUUACAAGCACUGUAAAAGAAUGAAUCACGCACGCUUGGACGGACCAUGUCAUGAAGAAUGCCCUUUAUGCUCUCUGCGCUUACGUGACGUAAAAGCACUAAUCCUUCAUGCAGAGCAGCAACAUCAGUUUCGAGGAGGUGUCGAAACAGUCGAUUUUACGAGCUUCGCUGCUUUCAAAGUUUGGAAAGAGGACAUCGAGAAGGAGACGGUUAUCUUUUAUAGUAUAAGAAGCACGAAGAAGUGGAAUGAGAUAGAGUAUCUGUCUUACAAGUGCCACAGAUUCCAUUUUCAAGCGAGAACCGAUUUUUUGAACAAGAAAAUCCAUGUAGAGUACUGCAGCACGCAUAUCGGUCAUGGCCUCCAACCACAGUUUCUUCCACUGUCGUCCCGUGAUGCCGAAGAAAUAGUGAGACUUUUGCGCUGCAGGUUUUCCGUGCCGCGUACCACACGGGUUCUUCGCGAAGCUCAUCAAGACAAAACCGAGAGGAUGUACUGGUGCACGGCGCAGGAUGUGCGCAGUGUCGCGCAAGCACUUGACGUGCAGCCGGGAAAACGUCACGAGAACGACCUAGAGUCGAUUGCACUGCGUGUGCAAGAAAAACAUAAUAAUGAUGGAAUCCAGUUUUUUCAAACCCCAGAUGAAAAUUCUUCCGACUUCUGCCUAAUAAUCAUAACCCCGACGCAGUUGGACUGGCUGAAGACGCAUGGUAGCGAAGGAAUCAGUGCGGAUGAUACCCACAAAACAUGUCGCUAUAAUCUGAAGCUGCUUACGAUUAUGACGGUGGACGAACUUAGGAGAGGCCUUCCGGUUGCAUUCAUGCUCUCGUCGAAAAUGGAUUCAGCAACAGUAUCGAGGAUUUUUGAAGUCGUAAAAAACCUUUGGCCAACAUUCUGCCCGCGUAGCCUCAUGACUGAUGUUGCGGAACAUUUUGGAAAGCUUAUCUUGAAGGUCAGUUUUCAAAAGGAGGAUGAUGUGAAACAGAAAGAACUUAGAGCGGCCCUACGUGCACUUUUCGUAGAAGCCAAUAAACCUCUGUGGAAGAGGUUGCUUUGUUAUUUCCUCACAUUACUUGAAAAAUUGAAAGGACACGAAAUUAUUGAACUCAGACACGCAUCCGAAGAUUUUGAAAACUACUUCCGCCAGAACUACCUGUCUCGAAAGGAAGAAUGGGCGCCCUAUGCCAGGAGGAACAGUUCAAUGAAUACUACCAUGUUCAACGAACGCUUCCAUCGAUUGCUCAAAUACUCUUAUCUGAACAAGACGACAAAUUCUCGUGUCGACUUCCUCAUUCAAUGCCUGAUUGACCUUGUGGAGGAUUUGAAGCGAUGCUCGAAGUUUGACUGA
Cylicocyclus nassatus is the source of this 1623-nucleotide messenger RNA. NCBI's taxonomy places the organism in Eukaryota, Metazoa, Nematoda, Chromadorea, Rhabditida, Strongylidae. The record is from the annotation of a GenBank genome assembly.